Paramacrobiotus metropolitanus is the source of this 1688-nucleotide messenger RNA. RefSeq lists its product as uncharacterized. Bases 50 to 754 code for a protein of 234 amino acids. The transcript is spliced from 2 exons. The record is from RefSeq and is a predicted model, not a curated record. NCBI's taxonomy places the organism in Eukaryota, Metazoa, Tardigrada, Eutardigrada, Parachela, Macrobiotidae.
CAACCGCAUUUCCAUUUUAACGUUCGCGUUCACGCAUUCUGUCCCAAAAAUGUUCGAUUCAAAAGCGCAGUUCUGCGCUGUCAAUUUCCUGGGGUCAAAAGGCAUGGUGGUGUUGGGGAUUGUAGUUACGAUUGCUGCUUUAAUCAACGCCGUGAUCACCAUUGUCUCCAGCCUCAGUGGCCUGCCUGAAUUAAUCUACCCACGCACCCCCGUGAAUCCGUCUGUCGCCACUUUCCUGUUCGUCCUUGCUAUCAGUUUGCAUUCUGAACAUGGCGGAUUCUUCGCGCGCCAGUGCACCAAGCACAUGACCUCCAAGCAUAAGUGGCUCAUGCGUUUUAUGUGCGGCUUGCUGGCCACCCUCUGCCUGAUACUGCUGGUACGCUCGUUCGAUUACGCCCUGGUGGGCCCACGUGAACCUAAUUACUUCCAAAAAGAACAAGCGCUCAUGGACAAGGUGCAAGCAGUAAUUGCUAAGGCUCAAAAUCUGCAACCAAUAAAGGUCAAGGCUCAAGAAGGUGUCGACACAAUGCGGCGAUUUUUGGAAGAGAUGAAGCAGAACAUCAGCACCAUACCCCCUCACAGCAAUGACACCGCUGUAUCGCUUACCAUCAGCUAUUACGAGCGGGCGCUGGCGGAGUAUCUCGAAAACUUGGCAGAGGAGAUGGAAGCCAUUAUGAAACGCAGCAACAACACCGAUACCGCGCCGACCAUCAAAUAUAAUAACCCGUGGGAGGAUGCCGUGCGGAAGGCAUGACCGUUGUCCGUGCACAGCCUCAUUCUGGCUUUCUACGUAUUGACUGCAUCCGUUUUCCUCUUCGAGUCCGUCUUUGCCGGACUGUUCUGGACGCGCUUGGCUCCCUAUGGUGCGGAGUAUGAGACAUUGUCCACUUCUAACGGCCACCGUCACUGCAAAAAACGUGGUUUUUGGGAUGAGCUGGAAUUCACGAAAUUGGCUCCGGCUGGUGGAAUAUGCAUUAAGUGCUCCGCGCCGCGGGGCUGGCGUUCGUAUACUAUUUUCGUAGGCAUGUUCAACGCCGGUAUGGUGGUAGGCAUGAUACUGGCAAUUUACUUUUUGCUCCUGUAAACAGCCGGUAUGAUGCUAACAUUAAAAACGUUUUUACAUCAUUAUUAGGGAAUCUAUAUGCGUUAGCUCUACGAUGUCUUUGUAAUUAUUGCUGCUUCCACAUGUGAUUUUUUUGCCGCCCCAUGAGCUAUUUUCGCAAAUUUUAGGGGAGCUGUAAUUAAUAAGUCGGUUCUAUUUUGAUGCCUCUCUGUACAGAACUUUGUGACGUUGUAUAGACGCCAUGAGUCAUGAGGAUAAUACUAACGAGUCACGAUAACUUUUCGUGUUGCUUGUUUAUAAAUUCUGGCAGUGUUAACAGUAAAAUAUUGUCGAAUAUGACCACCGAGGUGCUUGCAUUAGAUCAACUACAAUUAUUAACAUCGGCGUUUAAUUCUUGUCAUCCUACAAUUACGUUCUUGCAUGUUAUCAUUAUCAGACGCUUGCAUGUGAUCAUUACUGCUUUCUUACUUUCAGUUGUUUAAUAUCGCUUUAAUUAUUAUGAUAUUGUUUUUGCUCUUUUGAAUGUAUCCAUUCAACCUGAUGUCCGUGAUGUCAAAUCAGCGCUGUACUGUAUCUGUAUAUGUAUGUACAUGCAUGUAUAAAAAGCGCUGCGACGUUGCCGAAA